This is a messenger RNA of Phodopus roborovskii (desert hamster), 3439 nucleotides long. RefSeq names its product cAMP regulated phosphoprotein 21 (gene Arpp21). The transcript has 21 exons. Gene Ontology annotation, cellular component: cytoplasm. Gene Ontology annotation, molecular function: nucleic acid binding. The record is from RefSeq and is a predicted model, not a curated record. The coding region runs from base 397 to 2934 and encodes 845 amino acids. Lineage: Eukaryota; Metazoa; Chordata; Mammalia; Rodentia; Cricetidae.
CGAGGGCUCCUUUCGCUAGCAGUUAAAUAAAUCGGCCAAACAGCAGGCGCAAGCUACAAACCAAACCGACCCAACCAAAGCAUUCAUUGAGAAACAAUACUUAUUCACAAAAGCCCCAAACGAAAUCCAGUCAGUCAAGGCACCGGGACGCUGGGUAACUCCACUCUGUUCCUUCAGGUUGUCGACCAUGUGUCAAAGUGUGUAAGGAACCUGCCUGGAGAUGGGCACUCUGAACUGCUAAUGGGGACAUGGGACGGCAGUUACCUCUGAUCACUUGUGUGGAUUCUCCCGGUGCAGAAGGACAGGAGCCUCCAGUCACUCAUCCAGACCUACAGCUGGGACUCUGUGUGGAAGGGCCUAAAACAUCCAUCGCUGUUCUAAUUUGCAUCUGGGAGAAUGUCUGAGCAAGGAGAACUGAACCCAGCCACAGUGGAGGAAGGGCGGCCUGAGCCAGAGUCUGCCCCAGAAAAUGGCAUCAUCAAGUCCGAAAGUCUGGAUGAAGAGGAGAAGCUGGAACUACAGCGGCGACUGGCAGCUCAGAACCAAGAGAGAAGAAAAUCCAAGUCAGGAGCAGGCAAAGGGAAGCUGACCCGAAGCCUCGCUGUCUGCGAAGAGUCUUCAGCUAGACCUGGAGCGGACAGUCAUCAAGAGCAGGAAUCAAUUCAUUUACAGCUUUCCAGUUUCCCCAGCCUGCAAGAGGAGGCUAAAUCUAGGAAGGAUGAUUCUGAGAAAGAAAAAGAUAAGGAUAAAAACAGAGAUAAGCCCUCUGAGAAACCCAAGAUCAGAAUGCUAUCAAAAGACUGCAGCCAAGAGUACACGGAUUCUACAGGCAUAGACUUACAUGAGUUCCUGAUUAACACGCUGAAGAACAAUUCCAGGGACAGGAUGAUACUCUUGAAAAUGGAGCAGGAAAUGAUUGAUUUCAUUGGUGACAGCAAUAACCACUAUAAAAAGUUCCCCCAGAUGUCAUCCUACCAGAGGAUGCUGGUCCAUCGGGUGGCAGCCUACUUCGGAUUGGACCACAACGUGGAUCAAACUGGAAAAUCUGUCAUCAUAAACAAGACUAGCAGCACCAGAAUACCAGAGCAAAGGUUUUGUGAACAUUUAAAAGAUGAAAAAAGUGAAGAAUCCCAGAAGCGGUUUAUCUUGAAGCGAGAUAACUCUAGUAUUGAUAAAGAAGACAACCAGCAAAACAGAAUGCAUCCAUUUAGAGAUGACAGACGAAGUAAAUCAAUUGAAGAGAGAGAAGAGGAGUAUCAGAGAGUGAGGGAGAGAAUAUUUGCACAUGAUUCAGUUUGCUCCCAGGAAAACCUGUUUUUGGACAACAGUAGGCUCCAGGAAGACAUUCACAUAUGCAAUGAGACCUAUAAGAAAAGACAGCUCUUUCGGGGUAACAGAGACAGCUCCGGAAGAGCAUCUGGGAGCCGGCAGAGCAGCUCAGAGACUGAGCUCAGGUGGUCCGACCAGCAGCGGGCCUGGAGCAGCACAGACUCUGACAGCUCCAACCGCAAUCUGAAGCCCACCAUGACAAAGACAGCAAGUUUUGGGGGCAUCACGGUGCUGACCAGGGGCGACAGCACAUCCAGUACCCGGAGUGCUGGGAAACUGUCCAAAACAGGUUCUGAGUCUUCCAGCAGUGCAGGCUCCUCGGGAUCGCUGUCACGCACCCACCCGCCUCUGCAGAGCACAGCCCUGACCUCUAGUGUGGCAGCUGGUUCUCCAGGCUGUAUGCCCUAUGCAGAGAACGGAAUGGGGGGACAGGUCCCUCCCAGCAGCACCAGCUACAUCCUUCUUCCACUUGAAACAGCAACUGGUAUCCCACCUGGAAGCAUCCUUCUUAAUCCACACACAGGUCAACCCUUUGUGAACCCGGAUGGAACUCCUGCAAUAUACAAUCCUCCUGGAAGUCAGCAGACGCUGCGUGCCACUGUUGGUGGGCAGCCCCAACAGCCCCCACAGCAGCAGCCAUCGCCUCAGCCUCAGCAGCAGGUCCAGCCAUCACAGCCCCAGAUGGCAGGGCCGCUGGUCACUCAGUCUGUCCAGGGCCUGCAGCCAUCUUCCCAGUCUGUGCAAUAUCCAGCAGUCUCUUUUCCUGCCCAGCAUCUCCUGCCCGUGUCACCAACGCAGCAUUUCCCACUGAGAGAAGAGGUGGCUGCCCAGUUCAGCCAGCUGAGCAUGAGCCGGCAGUCCUCCGGAGACACCCCUGAACCUCCCUCCGGUACAGUCUACCCGGCCUCCCUCAUGCCACAGCCAGCUCAGCCACCAAGCUAUGUCAUCGCUUCUGCAGGCCGGCAGCUCUCCGCAGGGGGCUUCUCGGACACUGCCCCCCCCAUCUCUCAGCAGGUCCUGCAGGCCCCAGCUUCUCCCCAGGGAUUUGUGCAGCAGCCUUCGCCUGCACAGAUGCCCGUAUAUUACUACCCAUCUGGUCAGUACCCUACCUCAACCGCACAGCAGUACCGACCCCUGGCCUCUGUCCAGUACAGCACCCAGAGGAGUCAGCAAAUGCCACAGACCGCACAGCAAGCAGGUUACCAGCCAGUCUUGUCUGGCCAGCAGGGUUUCCAAGGCCUGAUGGGAGUACAGCAGUCACCUCACAGCCAGGGCGUGAUGAGCAGUCAGCAAGGUGCCCCAGUGCAGGGUGUAAUGGUCUCCUACCCAACCGUGUCUUCUUUUCAGGUGCCAAUGACCCAAGGUUCUCAAGCAGUGCCCCAGCAGACAUACCAACCGUCAAUCAUGCUGCCCAAUCAGGCAGGUCAAGGGUCACUCCCAGCCACCGGAAUGCCUGUGUACUGUAACGUCACACCGCCAACCCCUCAGAACAACCUAAGGUUGAUGGGUCCACACUGCCCUUCCAGCACAGUCCCUGUCAUGUCUGCUAGCUGCAGGACAAACUGUUCAAGCAUGAGCAACGCGAAUUGGCAGGUCAAGUUCUGAGACGUCAGGCUGCCUGCGGUCCACUUCAUUAGAUGCUAACUCAUGGUCUUCACAGGAAGAGGAGACGUGGGCAACUGGCUGAGGACUUCUAUAUCCACUCAACGCUCAAAUGAUUGCUGCUGGUAUUCUGUACAAACUAAUCAAAGACUAAUACACACAUUAGCUGGUUAAUGGUGCAUAUUUCUGUCAUGUCUGCUAGGUAUGCCUUUCUAGCUUAGCUAGUGACAUGAGUUCAUCAAGGUAAGAUUUUCUCCUACCACUGAAAUACCACUGUGUAGAUUACAAUAUCCCUGAUUCGGAUUAGUUUUGUACUUUGUGUUGAGUUUGUGAUGCUAAAAGUCUUUAAAAAUAUAUAAACUAAAUCACACUGUACCAAAGCUGUAAUGGAAAAAGAAAAGAGCUAAGGAAUGGAAAGAAUAAUUUAUAUAAACUAUAGAGUUUUCUUUUUUAAAUGGGCAUAUAUGGUAUUGUAGUGUUUAAUCAAAUAAAAGCUUGUUUGACCUUA